AUGGCCCGCAUCAGCCGCGUCGACCCUGCUGCAAAAGUUGCCGAAGACAAACACCGCCCACUCAGCUCAAGAUCACCCAUCACCAUGACACGCCACCUCGUCUUGUUUGGCCGGGACCAGCUCAUAUAUCCGACAUCAUGGAAGACAGCAAAAUGUCCGUCACGCAGAAUCCUACGUAUCCGCUAUAGAAAGAAAACCACGCUACGCUAUGGACCGCCCGACGUGCACUUUGAUGUGGAGACACAAAUGCAGCAUGAGAGGCGCCGUCUGGAAGCCAGGGAGAGGUGGAUAGCGCUGGAGAAGGUGCGUCAGCUGGAGUUGUUGGAGUUUGAGCUGGCUGUGAUGGAGGCGGAGCGUCGAGUACAGGAAAAGCAGUACCGUCUGGCGAUGAAGGAGGAGAAGCGUUGGGCGAUGGUGGAGGAGAAGGAAGAGAAGGAGAAGGAAGAGAAGGAGAAGGAAGAGAAGGAGAAGGAAGAGAAGGAGAAGGAAGAGAAGGAGAAGGAAGAGAAGGAGAAGGAAGAGAAGGAGAAGGAAGAGAAGGAGCAGGAAGAGAAGAAGCAGGAAGAGAAGAAGCAAGAAGAGAAGAAGCAGGAAGAGAAGAAGCAGGAAGAGCAGAAGCAGGAAGAGCAGAAGCAGGAAGAGAAGAAGCAGGAAGAGAAGAAGCAGGAGGUCCACGUGGAACACCGUGGCGACGAUAUUUCUGGCGACCUUGCGAUCAUGUGGUGCUUCGCAUUCCUUGGAUGGUUGUUGUGGUGGUUGAGACUUGAGAGGCUGGGAAAGGGGCUUGUCUUCUUCGUCGAGGUCGUAGCGUUUUCGGCAUUGGAACAUGCACGCAUGCGGCACAAAAGGGCUGCUGAGAAGGAUGAAGAGAAGCAGGAGACACGAAAAGCGCCAAAGCUGACCUGGCGCGAAUCAAUCCUUGGAUGGCUGACUGUUCUUUUCAUCCCGGGCCUGUUGGUAACUAUGGACGGAGGAGGAAGGUCUGGUGCGAUAAUUGGAGAGAGUUGA
Molecule: messenger RNA, 1008 nt
Organism: Cyphellophora attinorum
Lineage: Eukaryota; Fungi; Ascomycota; Eurotiomycetes; Chaetothyriales; Cyphellophoraceae
Exons: 2
Coding region: 1-1008 (335 amino acids)
Source: RefSeq, a predicted model, not a curated record